Molecule: messenger RNA, 1862 nt
Organism: Chiloscyllium plagiosum (whitespotted bambooshark)
Lineage: Eukaryota; Metazoa; Chordata; Chondrichthyes; Orectolobiformes; Hemiscylliidae
Source: RefSeq, a predicted model, not a curated record
AUGGCAAACUCUGACAAGCAGCAACCUGAUAACAAUCUGACAAUCAGGCACAGGGUGGCUGGUUUACUUAUGAACGGCUCUAAUUUAUCCAAUUCAAAGGCACAACUUGCAGCAUCUGUGGACAGAACAGAGGUGCCACUGAGUGCUUGUCAGCGAGGCUGUCGACUGUUCUCUAUCUGUCAGUUUGUGGAUGGUGUCAGUGAUUUGAACAGCACCAGGUCUGAGUGUGAGGCAGCAUGUUUUGAGGCUUACUAUCAGAUGGAGGAGCAGAAUGGCUGCAACACUGGCUGCAAGGAGCAGUUCCUCCAGGCAGAAAGAAGACGGACACAGCAUCUGACACCACCCCCUGAACCUUCCUCCAUCUUCGACUAUGUGUCGACUCUCUGCAGUGACAUUGUCAGCUCAGCCCAGAGCUUCAUCUCCUCCACUUGGACUUUCUACCUCCAGGCUGAUGAUGGCAAAGUUGUUGUCUUCCAGGCUCACCCAGAGCUCGAACUGUCUGCUCCAGAUUUACAGGCCGUGCAGUUUGAUAUGGGACAGGUCCCUUACGAGUGGAAUCCUAGCGAGCACGAGAAGCUGAUCCCACAGACAGCUGUACGUCAUGGUGCGGAGAAGAGAGUCAGUGCGAGACCAGACCCCGAGUUUAAACAGGCACCUGUACGUCAAGAGGGAUCACCAUCUCAACACGAUUUCCUGGGCUGCAUGUCACGGCGUUCGGGCCUACCCCGCUGGAUCCUAGCUGCCUGCCUCGUGCUGUCUAUCCUGGUGAUGCUGUGGCUGAGCUGUGCCAGUUUAGUAACUGCUCCUGAGCAACAUGUGAAAUCCCAGCCUCUGAGCAUUAACGGUGAUCAAGAUGGGAUGGAGAAGACUCCUUCAUAUGGAUUGACUCCCCUCAUCACCAUGUCUCUCAGGGAGCAGGAGGAGGAGAAUGUGGGACCUCUGCCUGUGAAAGUGGAUCUGAGUAACACCCUCAUCUAGAAUAUUCCGUCUCCCAGUUUAAAGAGACAGUUCCAUCUUGCUUGCUUAUAUUUCCAAACAAAAUUGACUCAUUGAACCCUGCUCUCCACUUCCCUUUUUAUUAUAAACUCAUUCGGGACUGGUGGCCAGUGAAAGAAAGCCCUGGAUUACACCUUCUAGAAUCAAGACCUAGAGAAUCUCUGGACGCUACAUUAAAAUGUGCUGGCCCAGGAUCUCAAAUUCCUUCUUUGUUAAAUUGAGGUCUAAAGGAAAAGUGUGCAAGUUUCUGGGACAUUCAGAUUCCCUGGAUCAUACUGUGACUUGACUCCUUGUUCUCAUUCUUCGGGACCCUGUUACAGAACCCCUUACUUGAUCUUUAGUCCUUGCGACUGUGAUAGUGAGUUUUAGAGAAGGAUGAUCUGAGUACAGUUUCUUUCUGUUAGAGAGCGAGGGAUUCAUGGGCUAGAGGCAAUUGGUUUCUGAUGGAACAAAUAAUCCUGAUCAAAUAAGUAACAGUUCGGAGCAUAUACCGUGUGCUGAAAUGAAACGUUUUGUGCAGUGCUGACCUUAGGUGCACCAAUUCCACCACAGGCAUGAGUUUCGCAUGGAAAUGCUACCGUUUAUCCAUCCAUCACUCAACUCUUCUAGGACAAGCCGGGGUUGAGUUUGGGAUUGGCUGGGCCUGAAAGUGGGAGGGAGAUGCUUUGGGCCAUUGAGUGACCAACAUCAAUUGACAGAGUUAGAGUCUUGCUCCAUCAGUGGGUAAAUUGACAGAAAUUUGAUUUGAUUUUAAUAUUGUCGCAUAAUAUAGUGAAAGGUAGAGUUCUGCAUGCUAUCCAGGCAAAUCAUACUUUACAUAAUUACUUCAUGGUAAUAGAACAGAAUGCAGAAUAUAGUAUUACAGC